AUGAUAAAUGGGGGGAUGCAUGGUUUCUUUAAAGGCCAACAGGGUGUGAGACAAGGUGAUCCUGUUUCUCAUUUACUGUUUGUGAUUGUGAUGGAAUAUCUUUCAAGGAUCCUAAAGAAAGUUAGUAAGCUGAAGGGGUUCAAGUUUUACCAUGGUUGUAAACAGUUGGGCCUUACUCGCCCUAUCUUUGCUGAUGAUUUGAUGCUUUUUAGGCAUGGUGAUAAGCACACCUUCCCAUUGUUUGUCAGAGUUUUGAGAACUUUUGAACAGGUUUCAGGUUUGCGUGCUAAUACUGAUAAAACAACAGUUUAUUUUGGAAGCAUGGAGGAGAAUACGAAGAUGGAUAUCUUGAAAGAUACUAGGUUUGUGCAGGGUGCUUUUCCUUUUAGAUACCGUAGUAUUCCCAUCAAUGCCAAAUACCUGAGGGUUUCUGAUUUUGACAGUAUUAUUGACAGAAUGCUCACCAGAAUCACUUGCUGGACCAACAGGCACUUGUCUUAUAAUGCUAGAGCUGUCUUGAUCAAUUCAGUGCUUAUCAAUCUUCAUAUAUACUGGGCUCAGUGUGUCCUUUUGCCCAAAGGAGUGAUUCUCAAAAUUAAACAGCUUUGUAGAGCUUUUCUAUUGGGAGGAUCAGCUGUCUUGAGAAGUGCCCCCCCUAUUGCUUGA
Molecule: messenger RNA, 666 nt
Organism: Chenopodium quinoa (quinoa)
Lineage: Eukaryota; Viridiplantae; Streptophyta; Magnoliopsida; Caryophyllales; Amaranthaceae
Exons: 1
Coding region: 1-666 (221 amino acids)
Source: RefSeq, a predicted model, not a curated record